This is a messenger RNA of Nymphaea colorata (pocket water lily), 910 nucleotides long. Its product is annotated as chalcone--flavanone isomerase-like. Gene Ontology annotation, molecular function: chalcone isomerase activity. Bases 54 to 716 code for a protein of 220 amino acids. NCBI's taxonomy places the organism in Eukaryota, Viridiplantae, Streptophyta, Magnoliopsida, Nymphaeales, Nymphaeaceae. Gene Ontology annotation, biological process: flavonoid biosynthetic process. The record is from RefSeq and is a predicted model, not a curated record. The transcript is spliced from 4 exons.
AGGAACCCGCCCCCAGCGUUCACGGAACCAAAUCCCCAUCCUCUCGUCUCUUGAUGGCGCCAUUACCCUCGGUUUCCGAUCUCACGGUGGAAGAAUACGUCUUUCCGGCGACGGUAACGCCGCCGGAAUCAGAGAAGACUCUCUUCCUGGCUGGCGCAGGGGUGAGAGGGCUGAACAUCCAGGGGACGUUCGUCAAGUUCACGGCUAUCGGAGUCUACGUGGAAGCGGCGGCCGUUGACGCCCUCCGUCCCAAAUGGGCGUCCAAAUCCGCCGACGACCUCGAGACAUCUGAAGAAUUCUUCAAGGACAUCAUCAAUGGGGCCUUUGAAAAGUUCACUAGGAUCACAUUGAUCAAACCCUUACGUGGUGAAGAGUACACUUCCAAGGUGGUCGAGAACUGCGUUGCAAUCUGGAAGUCUGCUGGGAUCUACACUGAUGCCGAGGCCCAGGCUGUUGAAAAACUCAAGGAGGUCUUCAAAGAACAAGUCUUCCCUCCUGGUUCCUCCAUUGCCAUGAAGCACUCGACCACCGGCUCCUUGACCAUUGCGUUCUCCAAGGACACUUCUGUGCCGGAAAAAGGGGUUGCAGUGAUUGAGAACAAGGCACUAACGUUGUCCUUUUUGGAGUCAGUCAUCGGGAAACACGGCGUAUCUCCCGCAGCAAAGAGAUCUGUAGCAGAGAGGAUCUCUGGCCUGCUGAAGUGUGCUGAAGCAUAGAAGACGCAUCCAAGCGGAGUGGAUAACGAGAUCAUGUAAUUGAUUAGCCGCUGUUGAAUAGAAUAAAAGGGAUGCCAGUAAUUAAUCACCUUUGUCUUUGGCAUGGUUGAAUCUUUAACGUGGGUUGGCUAUUUUGCUAUGUAAUGGUACUAGCACAUAGUUUAUGGGCAACUCAAUUUCUGGCUUCGAGUCUC